Molecule: messenger RNA, 4594 nt
Organism: Mercurialis annua (annual mercury)
Lineage: Eukaryota; Viridiplantae; Streptophyta; Magnoliopsida; Malpighiales; Euphorbiaceae
Product: probable phosphoribosylformylglycinamidine synthase, chloroplastic/mitochondrial
Exons: 4
Coding region: 161-4369 (1402 amino acids)
Biological process (GO): 'de novo' IMP biosynthetic process
Molecular function (GO): phosphoribosylformylglycinamidine synthase activity
Source: RefSeq, a predicted model, not a curated record
CCGAGAACAAUCAUAAACCCUAACAUUUUUUUUGAUUUCAUAAACCCUAGCAAUUAUCCGAAACAAAAAAAACAAAAAAAUCGGGCUUUCUCUGUUGAAGGUUUCUAGGGUUCAAACGGGCAGCACAAGAGGAGAUUUUUGAUUCAUCCAGGUUGUUGCAAUGGCUGCAACUCAAUGUUUACAAGGUUCCUAUGGGCAAACUCUGUUUCUGCAGAAAGAUUUAGUUGUUAACAGGCGGAAUCAGUUAUUAUUGGGCGCUCUUCGUAAUUCGACAUCUCCACUGUGUGUUACUGGCAGGAAAGGUGUUUUAUUGAGGUGUUCUGCUCAAUCGAAGCCUGGAGCUGUGGCUACUAGUUCUCUUAAUGAGCAAUCUAAUUUGAUUGAAAUGUCUAGUCAACAGAUUGUUCAUUUUUAUCGCGUGCCGCUAAUCCAAGAGAGUGCUACUGUUGAGUUACUCAAGUCAGUGCAAUCGAAAAUCUCUAAUGAGAUUGUUGGGUUGCAGACAGAGCAGUGUUUUAAUGUGGGGCUCCAGUCUGAGAUUUCCAAUGAGAAGUAUGGAGUUCUUAGGUGGCUUCUGUCAGAAACUUAUGAACCGGAGAACUUGGGAACAGAGAGCUUUCUUGAUAAGAAGAAGAGAGAAGGUUUGAAUACUGUUAUAGUUGAGGUUGGGCCUCGAUUGUCUUUUACAACAGCUUGGUCUGCAAAUGCUGUUUCCAUUUGUCGUGCUUGUGGAUUAACAGAAGUGACGCGUAUCGAGCGGUCCCGGAGGUACUUGCUACAUAGUAAGGGAGUCUUGCGAGAAGAUCAGAUCAGCGAGUUCUCCGCCAUGGUUCAUGAUCGGAUGACUGAGUGUGUUUAUACUCAGAAGUUGACAUCUUUUGAGACUAGUGUGGUUCCUGAGGAAGUACGGCUUGUGCCCGUUAUGGAGAAAGGGAGGAAGGCUUUGGAAGAGAUUAAUCAAGAGAUGGGUUUCGCUUUUGAUGAGCAAGAUUUGAAGUACUACACUAGGCUUUUUAAAGAAGAUAUCAAACGGAAUCCGACGACUGUGGAAUUGUUUGACAUUGCACAAUCCAACAGUGAACACAGCAGGCACUGGUUUUUUACUGGAAACAUUGUCAUUGAUGGUCAGCCUAUGGAUAGAACACUUAUGCAGAUUGUGAAAAGCACUUUGCAGGCGAAUCCAAACAAUUCAGUGAUUGGCUUUCAUGAUAACUCCAGUGCAAUCAAGGGCUUCCCUGUUCAGCAAUUGCUGCCAGUUAAGCCUGGUUUGACAUGUCCACUAGAUGUUGCUACUCGUGACCUUGAUAUUUUAUUCACAGCUGAGACUCAUAAUUUCCCUUGUGCUGUGGCACCUUAUCCUGGGGCAGAAACAGGUGCAGGUGGUAGAAUUAGAGAUACCCAUGCGACAGGUAGGGGUUCAUUUGUCAUUGGAGCGACAGCUGGUUAUUGUGUUGGGAAUUUGAAUAUGGAAGGAUCUUAUGCUCCAUGGGAAGAUUAUUCCUUCACAUAUCCAUCGAACUUGGCAUCACCUCUGCAGAUUCUGAUUGAUGCUAGCAAUGGUGCAUCAGAUUAUGGAAACAAAUUUGGGGAGCCCUUGAUUCAGGGUUACACUAGAACCUUUGGAAUGAGACUUCCGAGUGGGGAAAGGCGAGAAUGGCUGAAGCCGAUUAUGUUCAGUGCGGGUAUUGGGCAGAUUGAUCACACCCACAUAACAAAAGGAGAGCCUGACAUUGGUAUGUUGGUUGUGAAGAUUGGGGGUCCUGCAUAUCGUAUAGGAAUGGGAGGCGGGGCUGCCUCAAGUAUGGUGAGUGGGCAAAAUGAUGCAGAACUUGAUUUUAAUGCUGUACAGCGUGGAGAUGCAGAGAUGUCACAGAAACUUUAUCGUGUUGUCCGCGCCUGCAUCGAGAUGGGGAAGAAUAAUCCAAUUAUUAGCAUCCACGAUCAAGGAGCUGGUGGGAACUGUAAUGUGGUGAAGGAAAUUAUAUAUCCAAAGGGUGCUGUGAUUGACAUCCGAGCAAUCGUGGUUGGUGAUCAUACGAUGUCUGUUCUAGAGAUAUGGGGUGCAGAAUAUCAGGAGCAAGAUGCUAUCUUGGUGAAACCUGAGAGCCGUGAUCUUCUACAAUCAAUUUGUGAAAGAGAAAGGGUAUCAAUGGCUGUUAUUGGGACAAUUAAUGGCGAGGGACGUGUGGUCUUGGUUGACAGUUCAGCUAUUGAGAAAUGCAGUUUACUUGGGCUGCCUCCUCCUCCUCCUGCUGUAGAUUUUGAGCUUGAGAAAGUACUUGGGGACAUGCCUCGCAAGACUUUUGAAUUCCACAGAAUGGUUAAUGCAAGAGAGCCUCUUGACAUUGCUCCAGGGAUCACUGUGAUGGAGGCUUUAAAGAGGGUAUUGAGGCUUCCUUCUGUAUGUUCGAAACGUUUCUUGACAACAAAAGUGGAUAGAUGUGUUACAGGUCUUGUAGCACAGCAACAAACUGUUGGUCCUUUGCAGAUUACACUCGCUGAUGUUGCUGUUAUAGCUCAGACUUACUCUGACUUGACUGGAGGUGCAUGCGCAAUUGGUGAGCAGCCAAUCAAAGGGCUGGUUAAUCCAAAGGCAAUGGCAAGACUGGCUGUUGGAGAAGCACUCACAAAUCUAGUUUGGGCUAAGGUUACUUCUCUUUCUGAUGUUAAAGCAAGCGGGAAUUGGAUGUAUGCUGCCAAGCUUGAUGGGGAAGGAGCAGACAUGUAUGAUGCUGCAACAGCUCUUUCUGAAGCUAUGAUUGAACUGGGUAUUGCUAUUGAUGGGGGAAAAGACAGUCUCUCUAUGGCAGCUCAUGCAGGUGAUGAGGUUGUUAAGGCUCCAGGUAAUCUUGUUAUCAGUGUUUACGUCACUUGUCCUGACAUAACAAAAACAGUAACCCCGGAUUUGAAAUUGGGAGAUGAUGGUCUACUGCUUCAUAUUGAUUUGGCAAAAGGUGAGAGGCGACUAGGGGCAUCAGCUCUUGCACAGGCAUUUGACCAAAUUGGGGAUGACUCUCCUGAUCUUGAGGAUGUUUCUUACCUCAAAAGAACUUUUGAGAGUGUACAAGAUCUUAUUGAGGAUGAACUCAUCUCCUCUGGCCAUGAUAUAAGUGAUGGUGGGUUCCUGAUCUGUGCCAUGGAGAUGGCAUUUGCUGGAAAUUGUGGCAUUGUUUUGGACUUGGCUUCACAUGGGAAGAGUCUCUUCCAAACACUCUUUGCAGAAGAGCUUGGUCUUAUUCUCGAGGUUAGCCGGAAAAACUUGGAUGGUGUUAUACAGAGGCUCAAUAAGGUGGGGGUUUCUGCUGAGAUAGUUGGACAAGUGACUGCCUCGCCCAUGAUAGAACUAAAAGUUGAUGGGGAAACUCAUAUUAAUGAGGGAACUUCUCUUCUAAGAGAUAUGUGGGAGGAAACAAGCUUUCAACUUGAGAAGCUCCAAAGACUGGCUUCCUGUGUGGACUCUGAGAAAGAAGGUUUAAAAUAUAGGCAUGAACCACUCUGGAAAUUGUCAUUUACCCCGACAGUUACAGAUGCGAGAUAUAUGUCUGCAACUUUAAAACCAAAAGUGGCAGUAAUUCGAGAGGAAGGAAGCAACGGAGACCGAGAAAUGGCUGCAGCACUUUAUGCUACUGGUUUUGAACCCUGGGAUGUUACGAUGUCUGACCUUCUGCGUGGAGCCAUCUCCCUUCAUGAAUUCCGUGGAGUUGUGUUUGUGGGAGGUUUUAGCUAUGCUGAUGUCCUUGAUUCUGCAAAGGGGUGGUCUGCCUCCAUAAGAUUUAAUCAGCCACUUCUAAAUCAGUUUCAGGACUUCUACAAGCGACCUGAUACUUUCAGCCUCGGUGUAUGCAAUGGAUGUCAGCUAAUGGCUCUAUUGGGAUGGGUCCCAGGCCCCCAAGUUGGGGGUGUGCUUGGUGCUGGAGGGGACCCUUCACAACCGAGGUUUGUUCACAAUGAGUCUGGCCGAUUUGAAUGCCGUUUUACAAGUGUGACGAUACAGGAUUCCCCUGCCAUUAUGUUCAAAGGAAUGGAAGGUAGUACAUUAGGAGUUUGGGCUGCCCAUGGUGAGGGAAGAGCUUAUUUCCCAGAUGAUGGUGUUCUUGAUCGCGUGGUUCAUUCAGAUUUGGCUCCAGUUAGAUACUGUGAUGACGAUGGUAAUCCAACAGAAACUUACCCUUUCAACGUGAAUGGUUCUCCUUUAGGUGUAGCAGCAAUUUGUUCUCCUGAUGGGAGGCAUCUCGCUAUGAUGCCUCAUCCAGAACGUUGCUUCAUGAUGUGGCAGUUCCCAUGGUAUCCUAAGCACUGGGAUGUGGACAGCAAAGGUCCUAGCCCAUGGUUAAAGAUGUUCCAGAAUGCUAGAGACUGGUGCUCAUGAGAGAGUUUUCCUGAUGGGUAAAGACGGGUGCAUCAUCAAUAUGAAGGCAUGUCAAGCAAAGGUGGUUUAGAUGAUAAUUUAUUAUCUACAGAGGUCCAAUGGAGACAGGUCUUGAGAAUUCUUCUGAGUUCCAAUACAUUUUGGUUUUACUUUCGUUUGUAUUCUAUCCAAAUGACUAAUACAAGUUUCUAAUAACUCUAUCUAGUGGAGUUUUUACAUCUUUCA